AAACAAAAAGAUGGCAAUGGUAAGUGGAUAACGAGAGAUCACUGAAGGUAAAUAUCAAAUGAUAGUACCAGAUGGGAGACGAUGUGUGGGUAGUGACUAGAUGGCUUGUUGGGGGGAACACUGGCAGACGAUGCUCACUGCUGCUUCUCUGCUCUAUCCUUCAACAAUGUUUGACACAGAGGUGGAACUCAAUGAAAUUUCCUAGGAUAGAAAAGUGGGUAGAUGGUCAAUGCUACUUGGGUAGAUUUGGGAUUAAUAGUGAAUUAUGACAGAUAAUGGAUGGGUGAGUACUGUAAGAUGGAUACUGAAUAGGUAGACGUGAUAGACGAGGAUAAUGUCAUGGGUGGAUGGAUGGAGGUGGAGUGCAGUUCAUAUAAAUAUGGAUGACAAUUGAUGACUGAUUAUAGGUAAUGAGUUGUGGCUGAUUGGAGAGAGGCUAGUAGAAAGCUCAGGACACAUGGAUAGUAAACAGAUAAUAGACUGAUGAUUGAAGUUAGUAAGUGGUACAUGGGUGCAUGAAGUUGUUAUUUGAUGGAAACCUGCAGCAUUGAAUACUUCUGGAGAGAUGAUAAAUGGAUGUAAAUGAGUGUCUGUUGGAUAGGUGUUCCACAGCAUGUUGAUGUCUAGUAAAUUGCACGUGGAUGGUGAACACAUGGGUGCACAGUAGUUGGAUGGGGUGUGGUGAUGAUGUGGUGUUCAUAGUUAAUAGGUAUUGAUUGAUGGAUAAUCAGGAUAGUAGAUGAAUAAAUACAUGGAAAGAAGAUGGAUGGGUGAAUUACAAGGUGGUUGGGUGACUAGUGAGGGAUGGAUGCUGGAUGCAAUGAUAGGAUGAAUAUGUGGGGGAUGUAGAAGAGUAGCUAUGUGAUAGGUAGUAGUGAGUGGAUGUUAGCCGGUGGAUGGUGAUUGAGUGAUGGCUGGAGAAUGGGUGGGUGGUACUUGGAAGGUAACGGUGGAUUGCCCAUAGGAUGUACGUUGGGCGGUUGGUGGUAGGUGACGGCUAAUGCUGAAUGGUUGGGUGUGAGAUGAUUUGGAUAAGUAGAUGUGGACAUUGGUUGCGGGUCUCUGAGAGAACUGGGACGUUUGAGAGUCCACAGUGGAUCCUAGAAGGGGAAUUAUGUGGAUUACGUUUGUUGGGAUGAUGCACUAUGGCCUUGGGUGUCAGAGUUGCUCACCAGACCAACUGUCGGGGCUAUUUAGCACUUCUGAGGAAUGGGACUGGGGAACAAUCCCAAGCUGCUCCACUUUCUCCCCUUCAGGUGCCUGGUUGGAGAAAAUCCCCUCCUUACCUAUCUGGCUCUACAUGACGCUACACCUCGCAUUCUAAUCUUGAGAUUGGGGGAGGAGGUCUGAAGUGGCCAGGACCAGGUUCUGGCGAUAGGGUGGUGUCUAGGGAGGUGGAGGCCAGGUCCUUCCGGUGGCCCUGCAGAGCAGAGGGCGGGAGUGUGAAUGAGGGGCUGGCUGCGAGCGCGUGUGUGGGCGGAGAGCUCGGAGGAGGAUCGAGGGAGGAGAGCUCCCGAGCCAGCGUGGAGGCCCCGCAAGCGCCAGCGGUGAGUGUCGCCCAGCAUCAGCAUCAGCAUGAGCUCUCUGCAGUCAGCUGCAUCAGAGAGUCCUACAGAGGGCGCCAGAGGCCCGGCAGGGAAGGCUGCAGUAGGCAUCCGGGAGAAGGGCCGUCGGCUCUGCCAGCGACUGCCCUCUAUUGUGGUGGAGCCCACGGAAGUGGGUUUUGUGGAAAGUGGGGAGCUGCGCUGGCCACCUGAGGGCACCCAGAGGAGUACCCCUCAGAUCCAGGCUGCUGCUGUUCCUUCCUCGAGUCCACCAGGAGCACCAGGGAAGGCAGCAGAUCACGACGGCAUCGAGGGCGUCAGCUCUGGGCACUAGGCAUUCCCUGGUCCAGUAACAGAUAAGGGCAUGGCAGGCUCUGCUCUCUGACUGCUGAGAGGGCCUUGAUCCCAGGACGACUGGCUGAUCCACAGAAAAGACUGGGCCCACCAGGACACCCAGCUCACCAAGCUUCCUGUCUGGCUAAGUGUGGCCAGGACCUCAGUCCCUGCUUUUGUGUUCCACGGUCCAGAUCUGGAGUAUACCCCUCUUUGUCCAGUGAUUUGAAGCAGAAAUAAAGACACCCUUCCCGGUGGCCAUGGGCACCCUUGGUGGGUACUUGAGGUGCUGAGGACAAU
Messenger RNA from Peromyscus leucopus (white-footed mouse), 2177 nucleotides. It is a transcript of the gene Lbhd2, whose product is annotated as LBH domain containing 2. The coding region runs from base 1576 to 1878 and encodes 100 amino acids. The transcript has 4 exons. The record is from RefSeq and is a predicted model, not a curated record. NCBI's taxonomy places the organism in Eukaryota, Metazoa, Chordata, Mammalia, Rodentia, Cricetidae.